Molecule: messenger RNA, 4008 nt
Organism: Balaenoptera acutorostrata (minke whale)
Lineage: Eukaryota; Metazoa; Chordata; Mammalia; Artiodactyla; Balaenopteridae
Gene: SPIN4
Product: spindlin family member 4
Exons: 1
Coding region: 523-1272 (249 amino acids)
Biological process (GO): gamete generation; regulation of DNA-templated transcription
Cellular component (GO): cytosol; nucleoplasm
Source: RefSeq, a predicted model, not a curated record
GCUAGGCCGAGCAGAGCAACAUUGCUAAGCCGAGGCCGCGCGGACUUCUCAGAGACCCGCCGCCGCCCGCGACUUUGGCGCUGCAACCAUCGCUCUUAUCCCUUUCCCGUCCUCUCCUUCUCCGUCGCCGUUCCGCAGCCGCAACACCAUCGAUAACAGCUAAGUGGUCAAUUCGGGAGACUUAGGGUUGGGAGUCGGGGCGGGCGCAAGGCGCAGGCAGCACACGCAAGCCCGCCAUCUCCUGCGGCAACUGCCACUGCUGCAGAUACCUCUGCCGGGCGGGAGAGAAGAAUACUGUCAAGAGGCCCCCGCUGUCCUAGUGUCCACGGUCAGAGUUAGAGCGUUUCUGCCGAGCCUUGUUGAGAGCCUUGCCUUUGGGGAAGGGAGAAGGAGAACGUGCAGGACAGGAUCUCUCUGUUUUCGGAGAUCACAAAAAAAAGAUCUCAUACUGGAUAGUGCUGACUUUUUGUCAGCUUAAUCUAGUAAGUGGUAGCGUUGCUGAGCCUCCUUAAACCCCAAGCCAUGUCGCCCCCAACAGUGCCUCCGAUGGGCGUAGAUGGUGUGUCCGCAUACCUGAUGAAGAAAAGGCACACCCACAGGAAACAGCGGCGCAAGCCCACUUUCCUCACCCGUAGGAACAUUGUGGGCUGCCGCAUUCAACACGGCUGGAAGGAAGGCAACGAGCCCGUGGAGCAGUGGAAGGGCACCGUGCUUGAGCAGGUUUCCGUGAAGCCCACUCUCUAUAUCAUCAAAUAUGAUGGCAAAGAUAGUGUGUAUGGACUAGAACUGCACCGAGAUAAGAGAGUUUUAGCGCUAGAGAUCCUUCCUGAGAGAGUGCCAACUCCUCGCAUUGAUUCGCGCCUGGCAGAUUCCCUGAUUGGCAAGGCAGUGGGUCAUGUGUUUGAGGGUGAGCACGGUACGAAAGAUGAAUGGAAGGGUAUGGUCCUGGCGCGAGCCCCCGUGAUGGACACUUGGUUUUACAUUACCUACGAGAAAGAUCCAGUCCUUUAUAUGUACACGCUGCUGGAUGACUACAAAGAUGGUGACCUGCGCAUCAUUCCAGAUUCCAACUACUAUUUCCCUACAGCAGAACGGGAGCCUGGAGAAGUUGUCGACAGCCUUGUGGGCAAGCAGGUGGAGCACGCCAAAGAUGAUGGGUCCAAGAGAACCGGCAUUUUCAUCCAUCAAGUGGUGGCCAAGCCAUCUGUCUACUUCAUUAAGUUUGAUGAUGAUAUUCACAUUUAUGUCUAUGGUUUGGUGAAAACCCCCUAAAUUCAUUGUGCUAUUGCAAAAGUUGUGGAACUAUUAAAUGUAAAAUAUGUCGUGUGAACUUUUGAGAACAGUUUUGAAGUCAGAGAUUAAAGAAUUUAUUAUUACUUACGGUGCCUCCAAAUCUUACAUUGACUAGUUCCACAGUUUUGCCCGAAGUAUACUUUGGUACUUUUGAUAUUGCCUUGUUCUGUAAUCAAAAUUUUAAAUCGGGUGCUAAUAGAAAAUUGAAAAGUGUUUGUAAAAUUUGGAACAAUGGAAAACUAGAUAAAGAAAAAUAAAUGGUGUACACACACUAUAUCCUCCACCACCACCACCCCCAUUUCUUUCUUUGCCUUACCAAUUUUUUUCUCCCCAGGUAACAAGUGUUAAGAAGAUAAUGUAUAUCCUUCCAUGUUUUCCCCAUCCUCUUAAAGAAAGUUUGUUGUAGUCCUUUCUACAGAAACAGCAAGGCCCAUUAUUUCUCUGUAAUUGCUUUUCUCCCUUGACAUAUCCUUCUGAUCAGUAGCUACAGAUCUCUCUCUCUCUCCCCCAUGCCUCCCUCUCCAUAUGGUAUAAGAUAGAUGUCCAACUAUAUAUUUUAUUCACAUUGGAUACCUGAUUGUACCAUCACAUUUAUUAAAUAAAUCACCCAUUUCCCCUCUCCCUCUAUUUCUCCUUGUCUUCCUCUCUUCUCCUAACAACUGCAUACACAGUACAUAUUUAUGUACCAAAAUGGUACCAUUUAUGUACCAUUCUAUUAUUGAUGGUCUUUAAGUUUUCUCUUUUUUUUUCCACCAUAGCACUGCUACAAUACAUACUGGUGCUUUUAUUUCUAUAGGGUAGCUUCCCAGAAAUGGGACUGUUAGGUAGGUGUUUAUUUAAUUUUAAGAGAUAUUACAAAAUUACCAUCUAAAAUGAAAGUGCUCAUUUUCCAGCAUCCUCUCCAGCACUCUUUAAUGUUUGUAAAUCUGAACAGUGAAAAAUUACAUAGUAUUGUUUCUUUAAUUGACAAACUCAGUGAGUUUUUUUGUUUUUUACCAUUCGGACUUUUUUUGUGAUUUACCAGUGCUUAUCCUUUGCUCAUUUAUCUAUUGAAUCUUUUAUCUUUUCCUUAUAAAUCUGUAGGAAUUGUAACUAUAUUUACUAUGUGGUGUGUACUAAUCAGUUGUAGCCCAUAUGUGUUAUGAUUUUCUCCAUUCUAUCAUUAAUCUUGACUUUAUUGAUAUCUUCUUUUUUACUUUACAGUUUAAAAAAAAAUUAGAUAGAUUCCUCUCUUCUUUUUAGCUUUUUGGUUUCUUGUUUUUUUCAGUUGAAUGCCCCCACUGCUAGUCAUACAAAUAUUUACCUACAUUUUUUCUAAAAAUGUUUAUUAAUUUUAAGCUUCAACUGAUCCAUCAGGAAUUUAUUUUUGUAUAUGGAGGUAGAGGUCCAAAUAUACAUUUUGUUCAUAUUGGAUACCUGAUUAUGCUAUCACAUUUAUUAAAUAAAUCACCCAUUUUCAAGUUCCUGAGCCAGUAUCACAUUGUUUUAAUUGUACUGGCUUGACCAUAAACUUUGGACUCUGGUAAAGCAAGUCCCCUCUCAUUAGUUUUUUGGUUUUUUUUUUUGUCUCUUCUUCUUUUAUAUAAUUUGUUUUUCAUUCUUUCAUGUAAAAAUUGGAAGCAUCCUUUCCACGUUUAAAAAAAUCGUGAUGCCUUAGAAUCGUAUUACAUUUCUGCAUUUCUGUUUAGAAGGUUAUUUUAAAAAUAAUAUUAAUCUUUAAUACUCGAGAAUUUUGGUACAUCAUUAAAAUCUUUUGGUUUUGUUUUUGUAAUGUUAUAUGGGUCCAUCACAUCUGAUUAAGUUUAUCUCUAAAUAUUUUUACAGUUUUUGUCACAUUUUGACAUUUUGAAUUGGGUAUUUUUUCCUCCUCAUUUAUAUUUUUGGCAAUAUAGACAAACUAGAGGUUUUUUAUUCCUUCUAUUUUCAGCUUACUAAAUACUCUGAAUUACACUGGGUUUUUAAAAUAGAAUGUUUUGGACUUUGUAGAUAUAUAGUCAUCUCACCUUCAAAUAGAGAUCAUUUUAUUUCUUAUAAUGUUAAUAUUGUUAUUACAUGAUCUGGAUUUUCCAAAACAAUGUUGAAUAAUGAUUAUGACAGACAUGCCUGUGUGGUUCUUAAUUUUCAUGGAAUUGUCUUUAGUGUUCCCUAUUAAUAUGACAUUUGCUGUUGGUUAUUGGUAAAUAGUCAUUGACCAUUAACACAUUUAGGGUAUUUCUUCUAUUCCUGUUUUACAUAGCAUUAUUACUAAAAGUGGCUCCUGAAUUUUAUCAAAUGCCUUUUCAGCAUCUAUUGACAAAACAGUAUAACUUUUUUUUUCCUUUAGUUUGUUGACUCGAUGAAUUAGAGUGGUAGAUAUUUGAUGUUUUGAAACAAAUUUGUGUUUAUGGAAUAAAUCCUACUUAGUCAUGGUGUAAUAAUCAUUUGAUACAUUGCUGGGUAUUAUUUACCAAUACUUUAUUUAGUAUUAUUGCGUUUACAUUCCAAAGUAAAAUUGUAUAUUUCAAAUUUUGUUGUUAAAAUUAUGCUAGCUUUAAAAAAUGAAAUUGUGAGUUUUCAAUCAUUUUUCUGUGUUCUGGAACAGUUUAAAUAGCAUUAGAAUUAUUUCUUCUUUAAAAAUUAGCUAGUAGUGAGCUGUAAAAACAGUCUAAUCCUGGUGACAAUUUUGAUGGUAGAUCUUUAAUCAGCUUUCUUAUCUCUUCAAUGGUAAUUGGUUUA